Messenger RNA from Exophiala dermatitidis NIH/UT8656, 2536 nucleotides. RefSeq names its product phospholipid:diacylglycerol acyltransferase. The record is from RefSeq and is a predicted model, not a curated record. Bases 193 to 2106 code for a protein of 637 amino acids. The transcript has a single exon. NCBI's taxonomy places the organism in Eukaryota, Fungi, Ascomycota, Eurotiomycetes, Chaetothyriales, Herpotrichiellaceae. Gene Ontology annotation, biological process: lipid storage; triglyceride biosynthetic process. Gene Ontology annotation, molecular function: phospholipid:diacylglycerol acyltransferase activity. Gene Ontology annotation, cellular component: perinuclear endoplasmic reticulum; cytoplasm.
CGCAAUCAAUACCGCGACUGUUAUGACGAAGACACUGCACACUACCACAUGUGAAACUCGGUAUUUAUUAUCAUUUCAGACUCGCGGGAUCCGCGACGGGCCGUGGAUACCUAUAUCUCAAUGUGCACCCUGCAGUGCUGCAGUGUGCUUGAUGCCUGAUUUGGGUCUCUAUAGGGCAGUGCCAGCAGCAGCAUGUCUGCCCUCAGACGCCGCAUCGGCCACGUCCUCGACGACUCGCCGUCUCCCUCCCCCAGUCGAGACAGCACCCCUGAUUCGAACGAUGAGGUGAAGGUGGUGUCGAAGAAGAAACUCGAGAAGUUGAAGAAGGGCAACAGCAGCAAAAGGAGAUCGGGGCUCAUAUUCGGACUGGGCGGUCUUCUUGGCCUGCUGCUCGCGCUGCUCUUUGCUCAAUCCCAGGAUGUUAUCAGACUAGAAGGACUGUUGGAAGUCAAUCUCGACAGUUUGAUGGAUGUCAUCCCCGCUGGCAUAGUGAAAGAUGUGAAAGACCUCUCCAAAGCGGAACGCGAGGCCGUCAACUAUGAUUCCUUCGCGGUCGGGUUGGCGUUACAGGCGCAGGGCAUCACGGCGCAUCAUCCGGUGAUCAUGGUUCCUGGGGUCAUUUCCACAGGGCUAGAAUCCUGGUCUACGGGCGAGAAAUCAAGACAGUACUUUCGCAAGAGACUGUGGGGAUCAUGGUCAAUGAUGAGAGCACUUGUACUGGACCAGGCGUUGUGGAAGACCCAUAUCAUGCUGGACAAGGAGACGGGACUUGAUCCUCCCGGAAUCAAACUUCGGGCAGCUCAAGGCUUUGACGCCACCGACUUUUUCAUCACCGGGUACUGGAUCUGGAACAAGAUCUUGGAGAAUCUUGCCACGAUCGGGUACGAUCCAACGAACGCUUUCACAGCCGCUUACGAUUGGCGGCUUUCGUAUGCCAACCUGGAGUACCGGGAUCAAUAUUUCACCCGGCUCAAGAACUAUAUCGAGGUUGCACACCAGACUUCCGGAAGGAAGGCCGUCCUGGUUUCACACUCGAUGGGAAGUCAGGUGCUAUUCUAUUUCAUGAAGUGGGUCGAGCACAAAAACCACGGCAAUGGGGGACCGCGCUGGGUCAAUGACCACAUCGACUCGUGGAUCAAUAUCUCCGGAUGUAUGCUUGGAACAGCGAAGGAUAUUCCUGCGGUUUUGUCUGGAGAAAUGAAGGAUACGGCCCAGUUGAAUGCAUUCGCUGUUUACGGUCUGGAGAAGUUUCUUUCCAAGGAGGACCGGGCGGAGCUGUUUCGAGCCAUGCCGGGGAUUUCUUCCAUGUUGCCAAAGGGAGGCGAAGCGGUCUGGGGAAACAGUACAUGGGCUCCAGACGACCUUCCAUCCUCACAGCAGAACUCCAGCUUCGGUGUUUUUAUCUCCUUCAGACCCGAGAACAAUUCUACAAAAACACCACGGAAGAACCUCACGAUGACGGAAUCAUUUGAGUAUUUGAUGAAUACCACAGAACCAUGGUAUCACAGACAGAUCGAAGGCUCAUAUUCCCAUGGAGUGGCGCACACGAAGGCCGAAGUGGAGAAGAACGAAGACCGACCACAGACUUGGCUGAACCCUCUCGAAGCUAGACUUCCCAUCGCUCCAGACAUGAAGAUCUUUUGUUUUUACGGCAUCGGGAAGCCGACGGAAAGAGCUUACUUCUACAAGGACAAUGAGAAUCCAUUGCAAGGAAACGUCAACAUCACAAUUGAUACAUCAAUAAACUCGCCUAACAAGCAGUUACAGGAUGUCGGCGCGGUAGACCAUGGGGUGAUUAUGGGCGAAGGGGAUGGGACGGUGAACCUCUUAUCGACCGGUUAUAUGUGCGCCAAAGGCUGGAAGAAGAUCAAACGAUAUAACCCUGCAAACAUCAAAAUCACGACUUACGAAAUGCCGCAUGAGCCCGAUAGGUUUAAUCCUCGAGGCGGGCCCAACACAGGCGACCACGUUGACAUUCUGGGUAGAAGCAGCCUGAAUGAUUUGAUUCUGCGGGUCGCCGGAGGCAGAGGGGACGAAAUCGAAGAGAACUACAAAAGCCGCAUAUGGGAAAUCAGUGACAGGGUACAGAUUUCCGAGAAGGGCUGAAAAUGAAGGCGGGCCCGAAUGUUCCCCUUUUAUUAUUGCAUGGUCGGGUGUCAUGUCUGUGACCAUCUUACCUGUUGUCCGUUUUGCGAGUAUACGCCGCUACAAUUGGAGCAUGGCAGGACGCGGAGAUACCCCGGACGCAUUUACAUCGACUUUUGUGGUUUGUUGUCGGGCGAAGCUGUAUUGUAGAGGUCCAUAGAGGGAUACACGUUGGAAGGGGGGCAUACGAGCAACCCAUGCUCAUCUGUACUGUACAAAGACUACACUUAUACUUGAAAAGGGCGAAAAUCCGCCUGGUCAUGUCACAACCUCGUCCAUUCACCGAGUUGAUGCCACCCAGAUGAGCACAGAAUGUACAGUACUGUAGUGAUAUAUCAAAGUACCACCUUGUGAUCGGGUGCUGUCCCAAUGGAAAAGUUGGAAGCCUGUA